Molecule: messenger RNA, 2825 nt
Organism: Polistes dominula (European paper wasp)
Lineage: Eukaryota; Metazoa; Arthropoda; Insecta; Hymenoptera; Vespidae
Product: protein croquemort
Cellular component (GO): membrane; cytoplasm
Molecular function (GO): scavenger receptor activity
Source: RefSeq, a predicted model, not a curated record
AUAUUAAAAAAUAUUAUAAAAAUAAUAUAUAUUAGAUGACGUUUCUUUCAUUCUGUUAGUUUGAUAGUUUUAUUUACUGGACAGGAUACGUGAUUACAUAUUUGUGUGUUAAACACAAGUAAGAAAUAUCUCACUUUCUCUCACACAUAAACACGCAUGUAUAAAGAAAACUCUUCCGUGCUUUCACUUGGAUAUAUAAUAACGCCCCAAUUAACGUGCAUCAAAAUGAAAAUACCAUAAUGGGAAUUGUAUAAAAAUAAAAAAAAAAAAAAAUACAAAUAUUAAUAUAUAUGAAAUGAAAAGAUUAGAAAAAACAAUUGCAUUAACAACUGCACAAAAUAAUUGUACCAAUGGGAUAGAUAAUUUAAUGAAUUAUAUAGAAUGAUUUGCUUUAAUUGCAAAAAAUAAAACGUAUCGAGUAAAACAUGUAAAAUACGGACUAGCUCCACGCAAGAGUACUUUUGUAUGAAAACAUUUAAUAAUGAAUAAUUACAAUAUCUGUAUUAAUAAUUAUCUCUCGCGAUUUGUCAUCGCUUUAUAUUCUUCGAUGCUGCUUGCUGAAUAAUUUCGAACUUCGAACAGCCGCGUAAUAUUGAUAAUUAUAAUCAACUUUAAAUAAUGUGCUUCUUUUUAUAGUUUCUUCAACCAUCAUGAUUUUUCUAUUCUUGUUUUUUAUAUAUAUCAUUGUACCUUACAAUGAUUACGCAUACAAAGAUUAAGUAUACAUUUAAAAACUAGUUUUUGUCGAUCGAUAACUUAAUAAACGUAAAUAAUGUAGUAAUAAUAGAAGUAUCAAAUGCAUAAAAUGAAUUUCAGUUAAUAUUUCUUUAUCAGUUGUCAUCUUCUAGUCGUGCGAAUAAAACCACGUCGGGAAAACGAUUUCUUGUAUAAACUGUUGCUGCGUUAUCGAUUGUUCUGUUUAUUAAAAUGAACGGUGAUCAACUGGAAAUGAAAAUUAGAACCAGAAAGGAUUUUGCCUCGACUGUCUAUGUCGCAUCGGCAACAAAGAUGAAGCAAUCUUCUUUAAAGUUUAUUAUAAUUCUGGUCAUCGGUCUGAUGUUAUUAGUGGUUGGCUCUAUUGCAGCAUCAUUUUGGUCUUCCAUUUUUAAUUGGUUUUUAUUACGAGAAUUAACAUUGACGCCAACUUCAACUAUUUAUAAUCUUUGGAAAGAAACACCUAUACCGAUGCAUCUGAAAUUUUAUUUUUUUAAUUUAAGUAAUCCUGAUGUCUUUAAUGAUUUAUCAAAGAACAAGCCAAUGCUUGUAGAAAUGGGACCAUAUGUGUUUAGAGAAAUUGACUAUAAGAUAAAUCAAGUAUGGAACGACAAUGGUACUGUAACAUUUCAAAGGAGAAAAGUAUGGUAUUUCGAUGAAAAUUUAUCAAAAGGAAAGUUAACCGAUAAAGUAACUAAUUUAGAUCCAAUUGUAGUGACAAUGGGACAAUUAAUGAAAAAUAAACCUAUAAUAAUACGUGAAAUUGCUAAUAAAUUAAUUCAAGCCGUGAAUAAAGGUUUAACAAUGACAAAAACAGUAGGCGAAGUUUUGUUUGAUGGUUAUAAGGAUGAAUUACUUAUUGUUGCAAAAAAAUUUAAUUUGACGAAUAUACCUUUCACCAAAUUUGCCUGGUUUUAUGAUAGAAAUAAUUCGGAUACUUUUGAUGGAACAUUCAAUAUGUUAACUGGAAAGAAUAAUAUACAUGAAAUGGGAAUUGUUAAAGAGUGGAAUUUUCAGAAUAAAACAAAUUAUUACAAAGAUUCUUGUGGUGUGAUAAAUGGUACGAAUGGAGAUUUAUGGCCACCUUUAAUGGAUAAUAAAACGGCAUCUAUAUUUGUACCUGACAUUUGCACAUAUGUAACAUUGACAUAUCAAAAUCAGUCUUUGUAUCAAAGUAUAGAAGGUAGUAAAUUUAUUUCCGAUGAAACUAUGUUAGAUAACGGUGAUAUUGUAAAGUCACGAAAAUGCUUUUGCAUGAAUGAAACAACAUGCGAGCCGUCUGGAGUAUUAGACGUUUCUAAAUGUAAAUACGGAGCACCUGCAUUUAUCAGUUUGCCACAUUUUUAUUUGGCAGAUAGUAGUUAUGGAAGAGCGGUAGAAGGACUGAAACCAUUAAGAGAAAAACACGAGACUUUUGUGAUCAUCGAACCGAAAUCUGGCGUCCCAUUAGAAGUGAAAGCUCAAUUGCAAUUAAAUCUUAUGGUAGAGCCAAUCGACGGAAUGAGUAUAUUUAAAUACGUACGAAAAACGUAUAUGCCUAUGCUGUGGUUUACGCAAGAAGCUACUUUAACUUCUGAUUACGUUAGUCAAGUUAAAUUUUUAUUGAUAUUACCAAAAUUGGGACUCAUUACUUGUAUUGGUAUCAGUGCUAUAGGAAUUUUAAUAACUUUUAUCGGUAUAUUUGUUUAUAUUCGUCAAAAGUGGCAAACGGAAGAUAAUCAAAUAUUAUUAGUUAGAGAUGAUACAAAUCCUGUUGAUAGAAUCAACGAAUGAUCAAAAGAAAUAUUAACGAUUAAUGUUACAAUUCAGAUUUAUUUUAUAUGCUAAGAAGCAUAUAUUUACAACUGAAAUUGUCUUCUUUAUCAUAAUUGUUUCAUAUUUCUGCUUACGGCUACAACAGCGAGAAACUAAUUUUUAUAUACAUAGGACAAACUAAGCAAAUCGUUAAUUACAAACUUUUAAAAUGAUUAGAUUUUUAGAAUGAUAAUGAAGUGCCUAUUAUUAAACUAUAAAGAUCAAUUUAAAGAAUGUACGAUUAUUAAAGACUAUGCUAAUGUAAUAUAAACUGUUAAUUAGUUAGAAAUUUAUGAUGUUUUAUCGAAUAGCAAGCG